AUGUGCUCUGUUCAGUGCGAUCAUGGCGGCCGCUUAGUUCCAUCUCUUCUGCCUAAGCGCGUGAGCUCACGGUCCUCGUCGUAUCUACGAAGGGAUAUUUUAGAGAGUCUCGUGUCCUUGGAAACCUUCUCCUCUCCCAUCCUCUAUAAGCCCUUGACGGGAAGCUAUUAGAGCACCGGUUUCAUUUCCUUUACGGUUUCUUUCCUUUUCUAUCACGAAAGGAGCGUGUACUGUGACAAAAACCGUUGGAGAUGAUGUUUUAGAAGCCGCUACUGUGUUGCGGACACUACCGACGCUACUAAACAGCACCUUGGAUGACAUGAACACGUCGUCCACAUUUGACUUGCACAGUCUGGUGAGCUCUGAAGUAGACGCGUGCGGCGUACCUGCUGGCCUCCUACCAGGGUAGCAGGCACUGAUCUCUCCCUGCCCUUCUCGUCACGUGUUCUAGAUGAGAUGUCAAACUCACCGGAGAAAAUGGCAGCAGCUCCGAGGCCGGAUCAGACGUCACGUUUCCAAGUUAAUUAGUAGCAGUAAUAACAGCUACUGCCAGCGAGAAAGAAGACGCCCACGCCCUCUCUUGGAGUUGGAGACUCGGAAGCUCGGCUCGUGGCAAUGGAGCUUCUGGGCAAGGCACCCGUGCUCAGCUGCGGCGGGAAGAGGGGCGCAGCGGGGCCGCCCAUGGGCCCGCUCGUGGGCGCGCUGGGCAGGUGGAUCUACCGCGCCGUGCCGCCGCCGCCGCAGCGUGUGUGCGGCACGCCGGGGGGCCCGCCGGUGACGGCGCCGAGGGUGCGGCUGAGGGACGGGCGCCACCUGGCGUACGCGGAGUCGGGGGUGCGGAAGGAGGACGCGAGGUACAAGGUCAUCUUGUCCCACGGGUUCACCGGCUCCCGCCUCGACUCCCUCCGCGCCGCGCCGGAAGUGGCCGAAGAGCUGGGCGUGUACAUGGUGGGCUUUGAUCGCGCCGGGUAUGGCGAGAGCGACCCGAACCCCAACCGCUCCGUGAAGAGCGCCGCGCUCGACGUGGAGGAGCUCGCGGACGCACUGGGACUAGGCCCCAAGUUCUAUGUAAUCGGCAUCUCCCUUGGCUGCCAUGCCGUCUGGGGCGCCCUCAAGUACAUCCCCGAAAGGAUUGCUGGCGCGGCGAUGAUGGCGCCGGUGGUGAACUACUGGUGGCCGGGGUUCCCAGCCGAUCUGGUCGCUGAGGUGUACGCCAAGCAGGAGGUGGGCGACCAGUGGGCGCUGCGCGUGUCGCACCACGCGCCUGGCAUCCUCCACUGGUGGAUGGAGCAGAGCUGGCUCCCCACCUCCACCGUCGUCGCCAACACCACCCACCUGCCCAACAAGCGUGACGCCGAGCUUCGCCGCACCCUCACGGCCGACGGCACGCUCCAGAAGAAGAGGGAGCUGGCGACGCAGCAGGGCAUCCACGAGUCGUACUACCGCGACAUGAUGGUCAUGUUCGGGAAGUGGGAGUUCGACCCGAUGAGCCUCCCGAAGCCGCCGUGCCCCGUCCAUCUGUGGCAGGGCGACGAGGACGGGCUGGUGCCGGUGGUGUUGCAGAAAUACCUCGCCAGCCAGCUCAGCUGGGUCAACUACCAUGAGCUCCCCGGCACCGGGCACUUCCUGUCGUCGGUUCCCGGGCUGGGAGACACCGUCCUCAGGACCCUUUUCGGUUGAGCAUAUACAGCAGUCAGAAGAAGCAGCAGCAACAUAUGGUGCUAAACCUAAGUAUAGUGUUCUGGUGCAUUAUUAGUUGAUUUAUUCUAAAUCCGUUGGUUAUCGCUGAUUAGCGAUGAUAAUCUAGAUGCAAGGGCAGUGUAUGAUGGACUGUUUUUGCCAUGAAAUCGCGUGGCCACAGUGCCACGUUAGAAUAUGUUACUACGAGUUCUGACCUUCAAAAUGAGAUAUAGAAACACAGUGAUCGAUGUUAUACUGUUGCGGAAUACAAAUCUUUUUUGUAUGAAACUUACACAUA
This is a messenger RNA of Phragmites australis (common reed), 1978 nucleotides long. RefSeq lists its product as uncharacterized. NCBI's taxonomy places the organism in Eukaryota, Viridiplantae, Streptophyta, Magnoliopsida, Poales, Poaceae. The transcript is spliced from 4 exons. The record is from RefSeq and is a predicted model, not a curated record. Bases 616 to 1680 code for a protein of 354 amino acids.